AUGUCUUUAAGAGCAGUGUUAGGGCUUCCGGGACUGGCUCGAGGCUUUGUGAGGAAUUACCAACUUAGUAGCACCACCAGAAAGACGAUUCCCGUGUAUCCUGCGGUGGAAGAGCCAUGCAAACCAAACCUAUUGAAAAGACUAUCUGAAAAGGACAUGAACGAGAGCUUGGACCGCGAGAGUUGGAGGCGGACGCUGGUUUCACCUCAUAAUAAGGAUCGUUUGCGUGCGGGCGAUGUGGUUCGUGUGGCUUACAACGCUCAAAAAUGCAAAUACGAUAAUUUGAUGGGAUACGUGCUAUCGGUUGAUAGAAAGGAACUGACGCAAGAUGCGUCGAUUUUGCUGAGAAACCAGUAUGCUAAAACGUUUGUGGAGGUGCGGGUUCCGAUUUUCUCGCCGCUGAUCGAACGGAUCGAUUUGAUCAGACGUGCGGAUGGUCGCAGACACAGAGGCAAACACUACUACAUCAGAAACACCCGUUUGGACGUUAAGGAUCUGGAAGCCGGUAUGCGCAAGAGACGGUAA
Messenger RNA from Lachancea sp. 'fantastica', 525 nucleotides. The record is from the annotation of a GenBank genome assembly. NCBI's taxonomy places the organism in Eukaryota, Fungi, Ascomycota, Saccharomycetes, Saccharomycetales, Saccharomycetaceae.